Molecule: messenger RNA, 971 nt
Organism: Saccostrea cuccullata (small rock oyster)
Lineage: Eukaryota; Metazoa; Mollusca; Bivalvia; Ostreida; Ostreidae
Exons: 3
Source: RefSeq, a predicted model, not a curated record
GCAUCUCAGGUGAGGAGUAUCAACGGAUGAGAAGCCAAGGACAAGUUGUGUUUCAGUGUGUCGAGUGUGUAGAGCCCACAGUUCCCUACUACGAGGUCACCACCACCAGCGAGCUCCCCUCACGUCUUCUCCCAGACGCCGAGAGCACCCGCAUAGUUGAGGAAUCCAUCAACAUCCCCAUCGUUCCCCACGCCGAGCCACACCAUCCAGAGGAGGAAUCACUCAACGACCAGACUUCACCCCAGGAACUUCACCCAAGGAAAAGAAAGAAGGACUACAAGCAGGUGUUUGCCAGGAUUUUGGAGCUGAUGCCAUCGCCCCCCGUCACCGAGCUGUUGGUUGCAGACUUCGAGGAGGGAAUGUGGAGAGCUGCGAAGUCUGUGUUGCGUGGCGUCCGGAUACACGGUUGUGCUUUCCACUGGGGACAAGCAGUAUGGCGUCAUGUUCAGGAACUUGGAUUACAGAUCGACUACAGCCAGCGGGAUGGUGUCUUCAAGUUUGUGAGGAAGCUGCUUGCCCUGCCAUUUCUACCAGAGGAACAGAUUCCCGUCGCGUUCCACGCACUGAAGGAGACCGUCACCAGCGAGCGACUGAUACAGCUGACCAACUACAUCGAGAGGACCUGGAUCAACGGCGACAUCUGGACCCCAUCAUCGUGGACCGUCUACCGUAUGGCAGUGAGGACAAACAACGACGUCGAAGGAUGGCACCACCGCAUCAACAGGAGAGCCCAGAAGUCCAGCCUGCCCUUCUAUGUGCUUGUUAUUCUACUCUACAAGGAAACCGCCAGCAUCCCGACCCAACUGAAGAUAAUCAGCGAGGGAAAACUCCGGAGAUACCAACGAAAGACUACAAGACUUCUACAGUGCCACAUUAACCAACUUUGGGACAACUACAACGAUGGAUCCAUCAGCGCCAGCCGACUACUGAAGAAGUGUGGACAGAUCUACAACGGACAGUGAAGAAGGAAA